CUAGACUUGCCAGAAGCAACAGAGGACUAAAGAUGAAGAUCUUUUUCUUAUUCACCUUUUCCACUUUUUUGUUGUCUGCUUUUGAACAAGCAGCUGCUGCUGCUCACUAUGACAAGAUUUUAACUCAUAGUCGAAUAAGAGCACGUGAACAAGGACCAAAUGUCUGCGCACUGCAACAAGUUAUGGGAACAAAAAAGAAAUACUUCAGCACCUGCAGAAACUGGUAUCAGGGAGCCAUCUGUGGAAAGAAGGCAACUGUCCUAUAUGAGUGCUGUCCUGGCUAUAUGAAGAUGGAUGGUACAAGGGGAUGUCCUGCAGUUGCUCCUAUUGAUCAUGUAUAUGGGACACUUGGUAUUGUUGGAGCUACCUCCACACAGCAAUAUUCUGACAUAUCAAAGCUGAGAGAAGAGAUUGAAGGACGAGGAUCGUUCACUUUCUUUGCACCAAGCAAUGAAGCCUGGGAGGAAUUAGAUUCAGAAAUUCAUAGGAAUUUAGUUGACAAUGUAAAUAUUGAACUAUAUAAUGCUCUGCACCACCAUAUGGUGAACAAGCGCAUGUUGACAAAAGAUCUCAAAAAUGGCAUGACACUAGUGUCUAUGUAUAAUGGCCAGAAAUUGCUCAUUAACCAUUAUCCUAAUGGGGUUGUUACUGUUAACUGUGCCAGGAUCAUCCAUGGCAACCAGAUUGCUACCAAUGGAGUUGUUCAUGUCAUUGAUCGUGUCCUGACUGCUGUUGGAAACACUAUUCAAGAUUUUAUUGAAGCUGAGGAUGAUCUUUCAUCUCUUAGAGCUGCUGCUAUCACAUCAGAUGUCUUGGAUAUUCUUGGAAAGCCUGGUCAUUUCACACUCUUUGCUCCUACUAAUGAUGCUUUUGAGAAUCUUCCAAGGGGAGUCUUAGAAAGGAUCAUGGCUGACAAGGUGGCUUCUGAAGCUCUUGUGAAGUUCCAUAUUUUAAAUACUCUCCAGUGCUCUGAAGCUAUCACAGGUGGAGCUGUCUAUGAAACCUUGGAAGGAAACACGGUUGAAGUUGGUUGUAAUGGUGAAAGUCUGACUGUGAAUGGAGUGAAGAUGGUGAAACGCAAAGAUAUUGUGACAAGCAAUGGUGUUAUCCACCUCAUUGAUCGAGUGCUAAUUCCUGAUUCUGCCAAGGAAGUCAUUGAGCUUGGGGGUGACCAACAGGCUACUUUUACAGACCUGGUGGUACAACUAGGACUCGCAUCUUCUCUAAGACCGGAAGGCCAAUACACUCUCUUGGCACCUCUGAAUGGUGCUUUCUCAGAUGAUACCUUAAAGAUGGACCAACGGCUUCUUAAAAUGAUCCUUCAGAAUCACAUUAUAAAAGUGAAAGUUGGACUCAAUGAACUGUACAAUGGGCAACAACUGGAGACAAUUGGAGGAAAAGUGCUCCGGGUCUUUGUAUAUCGCACAGCUGUAUGUGUUGAAAAUUCAUGCAUGGUCAGAGGAAGUAAAGAAGGAAGGAAUGGUUUUAUUCAUGUCUUCAGACAGAUCAUCAAUCCAGCAGAAAAGACAUUACAUGAAAUGCUGAGAAAUGAUAAGCGUUUUAGCGUUUUCCUCAGCCUGGUGAAAGCUGCAGAUUUAGAUGACGUUCUGUCACGGCCUGGAGAAUGGACCCUGUUUGUUCCAACUAAUGAUGCCUUUAAAGGUUUAACUGAUGAUGAUAAGGAAAUAUUGAUAAGAGACAAAAAUGCUCUCAGAAACAUUCUCCUUUACCACUUGACGCAAGGUGUUUUCAUUGGAAGUGGCUUUGAGCCUGGUGUGACAAACAUACUUAAAACUAUCCAAGGAGGGAAACUCUACUUGAAAACAGUGAAUGAUACUCUUCUGGUUAAUGAACUGAAAUCAAGAGAACCUGAUAUUAUGGCAACCAAUGGCGUCAUUCAUGUUAUUGAUAAACUCCUGUAUCCAGCAGAUCUGCCUGUUGGAAAUGAUCAGUUACUCACAAUCCUGAAGAAGCUGAUUAAGUACAUUCAAAUUAAGUUUGUUCGUGACAGUACCUUCCAAGAGAUUCCACUGACAUUUUACAACCCAUCUAUCACACAACUUACUAAAUUAAUUGAAGGGGAACCUGAGUUCAAAAUAGUCAGGGAAGGGGAGACAAUAACAAAAGUGAUUCAUGGAGAACCAAUUAUUAAAACAUACACAAAAAUAAUUGAUGGGAGACCUGUGGAAGUGACAGAGAAAAAAGUAACAGAAGAAAUAAUUAUUCAAGGUCCUGAAAUAAAAUAUACCAGAAUUACUGCAGGUGGUUCAGACAAUGAAGAAAAGUUAAAGAAAUUGCUUGAGGAAGAGGUUACCAAGGUGACCAAAUUUAUUGAAGGUGAUGGUCAUUUACUUGAAGAUGAAGAAAUCAAAAGACUUCUUCAGGGAGCUGGAACUGAGUACACCAAGGUUACUAAAGUAAUUGAGGGAGAGCCACAAAUUAUCGAGAGAGAAAUCAAGAAAGUCCAUCUGGAAGAAGCACCUGUACGGAAACCACAACCAAGCAGGAGGACACAAGGGGGAACAGCAAGAAGGAGGACGAGACUAGCUCAUCGCUAAAAGUUUUCCAAGAUAGAAUCCACAGAAUUACAAAUUAACAGUAUGGUCUUUGAGAGGAAGAGGAACUGU
Chaetura pelagica (chimney swift) is the source of this 2627-nucleotide messenger RNA. It is a transcript of the gene POSTN, whose product is annotated as periostin, osteoblast specific factor. Gene Ontology annotation, molecular function: protein binding. Bases 33 to 2558 code for a protein of 841 amino acids. The record is from RefSeq and is a predicted model, not a curated record. NCBI's taxonomy places the organism in Eukaryota, Metazoa, Chordata, Aves, Apodiformes, Apodidae. The transcript has 23 exons.